This is a messenger RNA of Betta splendens (Siamese fighting fish), 1101 nucleotides long. RefSeq names its product patatin-like phospholipase domain containing 4 (gene pnpla4). Gene Ontology annotation, molecular function: retinyl-palmitate esterase activity; triacylglycerol lipase activity. Bases 215 to 976 code for a protein of 253 amino acids. Gene Ontology annotation, cellular component: membrane; cytoplasm; lipid droplet. The record is from RefSeq and is a predicted model, not a curated record. NCBI's taxonomy places the organism in Eukaryota, Metazoa, Chordata, Actinopteri, Anabantiformes, Osphronemidae. The transcript is spliced from 7 exons. Gene Ontology annotation, biological process: lipid homeostasis; triglyceride catabolic process.
GUCCGGUUCCGUAGGCUAACGGUAGCUAGCUAGGCUCCAGCCCGCUGGAGCGUUAUAGGGUUGAAUGCAGCCCUAUAGAGGAGGUCUGAGGGGGUGACACGGUCGUUUGAGGCGUCCAAUAAUCGUGCAACGUCGCGGUCACAUACUGUAAUGACCAUGUAAUAAGUAACGGAACUUCACAUGUGGCGUAGUGUGAAUCUUCGAGCUGCUCAGAAUGACCGUCCUGAAUCUGUCCUUCGCUGCCUGUGGCUUCCUGGGGAUCUACCACCUGGGGGCCGCCGGGGCUUUUCUCCAGCACGGGGCCGAGCUGCUGGCGUCCCUCAGGGCCUGUGCAGGGGCCUCAGCUGGGGCCCUGGUUGCCGCCGUCGUGGUCACGGCUCCUGACAAGUUAGAGCACUGUAAAGACUUCACCUACAGGUUUGCUGAGAGUGUGAGACGUCAGCCGUUGGGAGCCAUGACACCAGGACACGACUUCAUGCUCACGCUGCGGGAGGGGAUGGAGGAGGUUCUGCCUGGCGACGCUCACAACCUGGCCACCGACCGCCUCCACGUCUCAAUAACACACUCCAGAAGUGGCAAGAACCACAUCGUGUCCAGGUUCGCCUCCAGGGAGGAGCUCAUAAAGGCUCUGCUGGCCAGCAGCUUUGUGCCUGUCUAUGCGGGACUCAGACCAGUGGAGUUCAGAGGACAGAAAUGGAUGGACGGAGGCUUCUCCGACAGCCUGCCGGUUCUACCUGUGGGACGAACCAUCGCGGUGUCGCCCUUUGCCGGACUGCAGGACGUGUGUCCCGAACACAAGGGGCCCUUCAACACGCAACUCAGACUGGCCAACAUGAACAUAAUGCUGUCUGUGGAGAACCUCAGACGCCUGAACCAGGCCCUGUUCCCUCCACCCAGCAGCAGCAUGCGGGCCCUGUGUGAAGACGGCUUCGCGGACGCCAUGAGGUUCCUGAGGCGGGAGGGCUGGACGAGGUGACGCCCGGGUCGAGAGCAGGCGCGAGCUGAAGCGCAGCAACGGGAACAAAUGGAUCGAUUUCACUGGAUUCAUUUUAUGUGUGGUUUUAGUAUUUCUAAAGGAAAUAAAAAAUAUAUCAAAACAGU